CGAUUUGAACAGAUCAAGGAAACUGGCGAGACGAAAAACCUACGACUUCGAUGUCUCAAUCCAUUUCUCGACCAACAGGGUCUGCUUCAAGUUGGCGGACGUCUGAAACACGCACCCAUCUCUUUCACCAAAAAACACCCGAUUCUGUUGCCUUCUCAUCAUCAUGUCACUGAUCUAAUCAUUCGUGAGACUCAUAAGAAUGCAUUCCAUUCCGGUAUCCAGAGCACACUCUCAAAUCUUCGUCACCGAUUCUGGCUGCUAGAUGGAAAGGGGCAAGUACGACGAAUUGUCCGACGAUGUGUCGAAUGUGUUCGACAUCGUCCCGUGUUACUGCACGGAAAGAUGGCAGACCUGCCCAGUGCACGAGUCACGAAUUCAGCCGCAUUCUCACAUGCGGGUGUAGAUUGUUUCGGACCCUUAUUCAUCAAAGGACGAAAAUUCAGAAAUCGAACCACGAUCAAGGUAUACGGGUGUGUAUUCGUUUGCAUGGCGACAAAGGCCGUACAUCUCGAAAUCGUAAGCGAUCUGACCACCGACGGGUUCCUGGGUGCCUUCGGACGGUUCACUGGACGUCGAGGUGUCCCGUCUCAUGUUUAUUCGGACAACGGUACCAAUUUUGUGGGCGCGAAUAACCAACUACGAGAACUUUACUCCUUAUUCACCUCCCAAUCGCAUCAUGACCAAGUCAACGAGUAUGCUGUGAGGAAAAACAUUACUUGGCACUUCAACCCUCCACUUUCCCCUCACUUUGGGGGCAUUUGGGAGGCGGCUGUUAAGUCAUUUAAGCAUCACUUCAAACGAGUGGGCGUCCUCUCACCAUGCUACCUGAAGAUGAUUUUUCUGAUGUCCCAGAUAACCGACUCAGCGUGUGGCAAUUCAUUACCAAGGCCAGACAGGACUUUUGGAAGCGCUGGUACUUGGAGUAUCUCCACGAGCUCCAAAUCCGCCAGAAAUGGCAUUCUUCCCAGGGUGAACUCACAACCAACCAGAUAGUACUACUCAUGGACAAAAACCAACCAUGUAUGCAGUGGCAAUUGGGGGUGGUGGUCGAAACCCAUCCAGGGGAUGAUGGAGUGGCACGAGUCGCCACUGUCAGAACAGCACAAGGGUUGUUCAAACGAAACGUCACUAUGUUGUGUCCUUUACCAAUUAAUUCUUGACAAAUGUCUGUGAAUUUGAUAAACUGUAUCUCACAUUAAAUCGUACAAUACCAUGAUCACACAUUACAUUGCUCAUUCAUUCGCAACGGGGGGAGUGUGUAUCGUGCCUACACGGCAGAGUUACUUGUAUUGGGAUACGCGUAUGUGAUUACGUGUGACACACAGCUUCAAAUCUGUGCAGAACUCGAAAACAAUGGCUACCUGACAUGCGCAGUACGGUAAGUCGGAGAAACGCCGGG
Messenger RNA from Neodiprion fabricii, 1399 nucleotides. RefSeq lists its product as uncharacterized. NCBI's taxonomy places the organism in Eukaryota, Metazoa, Arthropoda, Insecta, Hymenoptera, Diprionidae. The record is from RefSeq and is a predicted model, not a curated record. Gene Ontology annotation, molecular function: nucleic acid binding. Bases 343 to 993 code for a protein of 216 amino acids. The transcript is spliced from 2 exons.